AGGUAUAUACAUAUAAAAGGUCGUCUAUGCCGUUGACAUUUAUUUAAGUUCAGUCCACCGAAACUCAGACAAGCAUCAGCAUCAGACCAUCAGACUAGACCGAACACCAAUCUCAUCUUAAUUCCAGACGACAGACUAGAUCACUCCAAUCCAUCUCCUCCCCUCCCAUAAAUUAGCUAAUAUUUUGGGGAACCCAUCUCAUCUCUAUCUUCAUCUUUAUCUCCCGUCCCUUGCGUAAGCUUCAAACCAUAAACUUCAAGAUGCAGUUCACCACUCUCAUCGUCGCCGCUGCCAGCUUGGCUCUCGGCACCAACGCAGCCGCCCUCCGCCGCGACGGCGCCCGUCUUGCUCAGUUCCGCAUCUUUGGCGCCGAGGGCUGCAAGGCGCUCAACUAUGGCUUCUACACGGUUGACUAUACCGACAUUGGCGUCUGCAACGCCAUAACUGCGGACGUCGAGUCAGUCAACCUCGAGGUCCAAACUGCCGAUGCCGCCGGCUGCACUCUUUUCAUCUACUCGGACGCCAACUGCUCGGCUGGAGAGACUGCUACUUCUGUCAAUGUCUGCAGCGAUGUUCCGGAGGAAACCGAGUCCUGGGGCUCGUACCAAAUCCUAUGCUAGGCGUAUUGUGGCCUACUUAAGGAAUCCUGGAGGAGUAGAGAGAGAGGGGGGGUAAUAUGGGGCAGGAGGCGAUAAGAGAGGUGGUUGACGAAAACGAAGAUGUUACAAAGCGAUUCAUUGCCAUUCGACUAGCAUCGCCCGCACGCACAUGGGCAACGGCGUUAGGAGCAACAAACAUAAUAACUUUUUCACUCCUUUUAUGAACACGGCGGAACGAAGAGCAUGAUUACACACACUCUUUAACAAGAACUUGAUAAUAAUAUACUUCAUAGGACGAUGAGUUAUAUCAACCUUAAACCAUGUCCAU
Messenger RNA from Xylaria bambusicola, 927 nucleotides. RefSeq lists its product as uncharacterized. The coding region runs from base 261 to 620 and encodes 119 amino acids. Lineage: Eukaryota; Fungi; Ascomycota; Sordariomycetes; Xylariales; Xylariaceae. The transcript has 2 exons. The record is from RefSeq and is a predicted model, not a curated record.